Molecule: messenger RNA, 2195 nt
Organism: Pantherophis guttatus
Lineage: Eukaryota; Metazoa; Chordata; Lepidosauria; Squamata; Colubridae
Source: RefSeq, a predicted model, not a curated record
CUGCAUAGAGGCUGACACCAUGGAGCUGGCAAGUGCAGUCUCCCUCUUCUUGGUCGCCUACCUCUCCUGCCUCGUCCUGAUGUUCAUCCGGAGGAAGUCCUCUGCCAGGGGCCGGCUGCCUCCUGGACCCUCUCCUCUGCCUCUGGUUGGGAACUGCCUGCAGAUGAAGGCAUUCAAAACCUUGUCCUCCCUCCUCAAGCUGCGGGAAAAAUACGGCCCCGUCUUCACGGUCUACUUUGGAAACCGCCCGAUUGUGGUCUUGUGUGGCUACGAAGCAGUGAAGGAGGCCCUGAUUGACAAGGCGGAAGAAUUCUCCGGGAGGAAAACCAACCCUACCCUGCAGAAGACCUUCCAGGAUUACGGGGUGGCCUUUGCCAAUGAGGAGCGCUGGAAGCAGCUGCGCCGGUUCUCCCUAACCAUCCUGAGGAAUUUUGGAAUGGGGAAGAAAUCCAUCGAGGAGAGGAUUCAAGAGGAGGCCCAGUUCCUGCUGGAGGAAUUUCAGAAGACUCAAAAGAAGCCCUUCAACCCCAUCUUCUUCCUCAGCUGCGCCGUGUCCAACGUCAUCUGUUCGAUCGUCUUCGGCGAUCGCUUCGAUUACAAAGACAAGGAAUUUCUGGCUCUGAUGAAGAUGAUAAACGACAGCCUUCAGCAGAUGAGCAACAGCUGGGCUCAGUUCUACGAUAUCUACGCCAACCUCCUGAAAUACUUCCCAGGGCCCCACACCAAGAUCUCUGACAUCCUGGAGGACGUAAGGCUCUUCAUUGCCAGGAGGGUGAAGAAGAACAAGGAGACCCUGGACCCCAACUGUCCCCGGGAUUACAUCGACUGCUUUCUCAUCCAGAUGGAGAAGGAGAAGGACAAUCCGGACACCGAAUUCAACCAGAAGAACCUGGAGUUGACCACACUGAACUUGUUUUUUGGUGGGACAGAGACGGUCAGCUCCACCCUGCGAUCCGGAUUUCUGUUGCUGAUGAAGUACCCUGAAGUGCAAGCAAAGAUGCAGGAAGAAAUCGACCGUGUGAUUGGCCAGAACCGGAUCCCCAACAUUGAAGACCGGAGCCAGAUGCCCUACGUGGACGCGGUCAUCCAUGAAGUACAGCGGUUCAGUGACCUCGUCCCCAUGAACGUGCCCCAUGCGGUCACCCGUGACACGGAAUUCAGAGGCUACCUUAUUCCGAAGGGCACAGAAGUCUUUCCCAUGCUCAGCACCGUCUUGCAUGACGGCACCAAAUUUAAAAGCCCUGAAGGGUUCCACCCGGAGAACUUCCUGGAUGAGAAGGGGUGCCUGAAGAGGAAUGAUGCCUUUGUCCCCUUCUCCGCAGGGAAACGCAUCUGCCUGGGGGAAGGCCUGGCCCGGAUGGAGCUCUUCCUCUUCUUCACCACCAUCCUACAGCGGUUCCGGCUGAAGCCCGUGGUGGAGCCCAAGGACAUCAACCUGACACCCCAGGAAAUCGGCAUUGCCACCAUCCCACCCCUGUACGAGCUCUCGGUCAUCCCCCGCUGAGAGGAGGGAGCCAUGCGGGCGGGCGAGUGUGCCCUGCCUCUGGACUCCUGUCCUUUUGCACCAGCUGGGCUUUCAGCAAGAGCUGCACGCAGUGGUGAAAUGUAAAAUUUGUUACUACCAGUGCUGUGGGCGUGGCUUGGUGGGGAUGUAAUAUGACUGAGUGGGCAGAGCCAACUUUUUUUUUUUUUUACUUUUAAAAUCAUUUUUUCUACCAUCUCUUCGGCUGAAGAGGUUGUAGAAAAAAUGCUUUUAAAGCCUCUGAUGAUCCCAGCUGACUUGCCUGAUCGGCAGAGACUUUUUCUUUUAAGCCUCUAACAAUCCCAGCUGACUUGCCUGAUUGGCAGAAGCUUUUUUUCCUUUUAAAAACAUUUUUUCUAUAACCUCUUUGGCCGAAGAGGUUAUAGAAAAAAUGCUUUUAAAAAUUAAAAAUAAGCCUCUGACGAUUGCGCGGCACAGCUGGGCAAUGGGGGGGGGAGAGGAAUUUUUGCUACCAGUUCUCCGAACCACCCGCCUCCAUCGCUACCAGAUCGGGCGACCCGGUCCGAACCGGGAGCAUUUCACCCCUGACUGCACGGUCCCCUUCUCUGCACCCCACCCGGGGCCAGGAUCUCUGAGGGGGGUGGGAAAAAAUACCUCUUCCAGGUGUUUGCCUUGAAAAUAUAAAGCUUUGCAAGGAUGCAGAUGAUCUGAA